GUUGUGCAUCUCCCUACUGAUCUCUGCCGAAAAUCGUAGCGUUGUGCAUCUCCCUAUUCAUCUCUGCUGGCCGUUAUACUCCGACCUACUCAUCUCUGUUUUAAUCACUGGGCUACGGCAACUUUACUUCUUAUAGUUGGCGCCACUAUAGAACCAACUGCAAAUUAUUUCUAACAGAGAGCGCUACAUCAAAAAUCAUGUCAAAAGUUUAAGCAAUCCGCAGUUAACCUCAAGAAGAAGUCGUAUUCUGCAGUUUACCAUCAUGGCUUCUACUGAGAUGAAUGAUAUGACGCUCCGAGAGAUGAUGGAUGAUAGCACUGCUACUGGAAUCAUAUUAAAAUCAAAUGAGCCAUGGCGAGAAGCUAAUUCAAAACUUUAUUAUGAGUUUCUUGAAAGUAUUCAGGCUCAUGUAUCAGAACCUCAAAUUUUCGAUACAAUUGCAGAUUUUAUCCAAAACUGCACCGACACUUUGGAGUUAAUGAGAGGUAUGCAGUCUAAAGUGGAAAAUACAUAUGUUUCUGAAGAAGAAAUUAAUUUGGAAAAUGAGAGAAACGUGUGGCGUCUUGUUUAUUGUUUAUAUCAAAAUCGUUUGAUGGCCUCUGACUUUCAUUCUCAAGAUGAGAUGGAUAAUCAUACUGAUAUCUCUGAAAAGGAUGUUAUAGAAAAUUUGUAUAAAAAUGAUAGUUUAAUAAGAGAAUAUCAACUAAUCGUUGAUUGGCUAGAGAAAAAUGCUUUGGAUACAGCAGAGAAAUUACCAUCUAUUGAGCACUUUACGGAUAAAACAGUAGCAUGGGAGAAUACACUGCAUCAAUUGCAGAAUCGUCAGAACAGCAUUACCUUUGGGUCAUCUAGGGCAAUAGUUUCUUCCCUUGAUCCAGAUGCACCGAUAAGAGAGGGUAAGCCUCUACAUGAUCUAGAUAGGGAAGAUGAUGCCAGGCUUGAAAAAAGAAUGUUUAUAGAGGUUCGCUGUGGCCAAUUACAAAAAGCUCAGGCACUGGCUAUGCAUUGUGGACAACCUUGGCGUGCUGCAUGCUUGUUAGGAUGGAUGCCACAUCACGAUCCCAAUUAUAAUAAUCCUCGAACAGACACAGAGCUUCCAAUCGAGGGUAACCCUAAUAGAAGUCUCUGGAAAUUAUGUGCCUGGGAAAUAUCUCUGGACAAACGCGUAGGUCCAUAUUAUCGUGCUAUAUUUGCCAGCCUGUGCGGAAAUGUACAGCAACUCUUACCCAUAGCACAGUCCUGGCAAGACGCACUUUGGGUAUACAUGAAGACACUGUUGGAUAUUAAAGUGGAAUCAGAAGUAAGAGGAACUAUGCCAAAAAGUUACGUGCCAAUGCCUGAUGAAUACUGGAAAAAUGAAAUGACUCUAGAGAACAUUUUUAACGAAUUACACGCAUCAAAGAAUCCAAUAAUACGUGCUCAGGCCAGCAAACCUGACCACUUAAUUCAGAAGUACUUAAUAUUAGAUCAAAUACCGCAGCUUAUGGAUGAAAUCGAGACAUUGAUAGACAUGGGAACAUGUACGUCGCAAUUUCUCAGAUUUCUCGCCCAUUUGAUUCUUUUCCUAAGACAUAUCGGUAGAAAUUCAAAGGAAAGAAUUGGAAACAAAGUCCUACAAGCUUAUGUACGUGAGCUUAUAAAACUAGGCGAUGCAAAUCUCGUAGCAUAUUACACAGCUACGUUGCCUCAGGAAGAUCAAGUAAAGAAUUAUGCUUAUUUCCUGGAGAACGUGAAAGAUCAUCAGCAGCGUAAAAGAUGCCUGGAAGCAGCUGAAGCGGCAAACUUGAAUGUAGAGGCCAUUACAAAAUUAGUCGUCGAGAAUAUACGCCACAAAAAUAUUGAAUUGGGUUCGGAUGACUUGAAAUGUGGAAUAACAGCUUCUGAUAUAGAGAAGAUAGAUGCUCUGGAUUGGGUAAUGUUUUAUCAGAGCCAAAGGGAGGAAGCCUUGUGGCAGACCAAUGCACUGAUAAGAUAUUUUCUUACUUAUGAAAAACUUGAUGCAGCUCGCAACGCCAUUAACAAAAUUCCCAAUGAUUCCAUUGGUCUUAUAACAAUGGAGUAUCCUUCUAUCGAAAGCACCAUAGCAAAUCUAACGAUGACUAAUAAUUUGCCAAAAAGAGCUUCUAACUGCAUACGUGAAUAUCUUUGCUACAGAGCCUAUCUCGAUGCACAAGAAGGUUUUGCUGAAUGGUUUUCAGAAUUUCACCGGAAGCCAACUCCACCGAAAGCUCUACCAUCUUAUGCAACAUUUACAGAAAAAGUGGCAUAUGAUCAUAAGAAAGCACAAUAUAAUUCUGAUCUUGAACGAUGGAAGAUGACAAUGCAGCAUCAUACUAAGGAUGCCAAACAACUUUUGUUCAACGUUUUACUCUUUCCUGACGGAGGUUGGUUGGUUGAUUCUGCUUAUUCUGGUGACGAACUACCUGAUCAUGAGGAUUCAUUGCGAGAGUAUGAAAUGGAAACAUUACGUAAACUCUGUAUUCCAAAAAUCACAUUAUUGUUGCAUUCCGUAAUGUCACAAAUGAAUGAACAUGCAGAAUGUGUACAACUGGCAGAUACACUGGCUUCAGAACAAUAUCAACUGUACAAAGUAUUUCCCAAGGAUAAGUUGCGCGAAGUAUUCCAAAAAUUCGGUGAGUCGUCGCUUGUCCUUAUGGACCAGAAGAAGGACCCAUGGGGCUAUUCAAAAUGAAGUACAAUCUGUCAUAUAGAAUUUUUGUAAAAAGAAAACUACAGACUCCAAAACAAUGAUUCGAGAAUAUCACCCUAUAGAGUACAAUAAUCAUGUUCCAUUUCCAAAGAGAGUAAAAAAAGUUACUCAUCCUUACUCAUUCAUUAUCCAUUAAUAUCUCAGGUAAAAUUACUACAUAGGAUUCCUUUUUUUUUUAUAAAACCAGUUUAUUGUCAACCACAAGAAGUGAAUAUAAAAUUUGAUACAAUGUUCAAUAA
Cephus cinctus (wheat stem sawfly) is the source of this 2949-nucleotide messenger RNA. RefSeq names its product nuclear pore complex protein Nup107 (gene Nup107). The coding region runs from base 263 to 2692 and encodes 809 amino acids. Lineage: Eukaryota; Metazoa; Arthropoda; Insecta; Hymenoptera; Cephidae. Gene Ontology annotation, cellular component: nuclear pore outer ring; nuclear pore. Gene Ontology annotation, molecular function: structural constituent of nuclear pore. The record is from RefSeq and is a predicted model, not a curated record. Gene Ontology annotation, biological process: regulation of DNA-templated transcription; post-transcriptional tethering of RNA polymerase II gene DNA at nuclear periphery; mRNA export from nucleus. The transcript is spliced from 6 exons.